AACGAGCCGAAGCACAACGCCGGUGUCGCUGGAUUGAGGUUUCCGGGCAACACUAGAGCACAGGCUAUACAGAUUUCCCGAAACAAUUAGACAUUUUUGUCCCGUCUGCUUUGAUUGUGUUUAGUUACGCAACCUCUCCUUAAAGCCAUUCAAAGUAAGAAACGCAAGUAAGACAUUUGACACAUUCCCAGAGCUUGGAAAAAUCAACGCAACAAUGGCUGAUCAGCUGACCGAGGAGCAGAUUGCUGAGUUCAAGGAGGCGUUCUCACUGUUUGACAAGGAUGGGGACGGUACAAUCACUACCAAGGAGCUUGGCACAGUGAUGCGCUCUCUGGGACAGAACCCCACUGAAGCCGAACUGCAGGACAUGAUCAACGAGGUUGAUGCUGACGGUAAUGGGACUAUUGACUUCCCUGAGUUCCUGACUAUGAUGGCAAGGAAAAUGAAAGACACAGACAGCGAGGAGGAGAUCAGAGAAGCUUUCAGGGUCUUUGACAAGGACGGUAACGGCUACAUCAGUGCGGCGGAGCUACGGCACGUUAUGACCAACCUGGGGGAGAAGCUCACCGACGAGGAGGUCGACGAGAUGAUCCGCGAGGCUGAUAUUGACGGCGAUGGCCAGGUCAACUACGAGGAGUUUGUCCAGAUGAUGACUGCCAAGUGAAGAGAGCUCUGAAAUUUCUCUCAAUGUUGCUCGUCCCACUAAGAUUACCGUUGUUUAAGAACUAAAAGGCAGGAACAGUUAAUCAAAUGUCGAACAUCCACCCUCUUCAAAAAGUCACUCACCUUUAGGAUUUUUCAAUGUGUGCUUCAAAAACAUCCAAACAAUACUUCUAAGGUGUCUGUUAAAAAAAAAACACCAACAGAAUAAUCCCUAAAGAAGUUAAAGGACCAAGCUUUAAGAGGGCCAAAGUCCUCCUCCUUCAGACCAAGAAUCUGCUGAGUCACGCAGCUGCUGAUUAAUUUAGAGGAAAGAGCAACACCGAACGGGUAGAAGGAUAGAAAUUAAGGCUGUGAUCUGUACAGGGAAGCUGGCUUUUUAAUUCUCUCCGGAUAGUCUUCAACAAAGAAAACUGUCUUGCACCUGUGUUAACUCUCUUUAAAAAAAAAAAAAAAAAAAAAAAACGGAAAAAAAAAAAAGAAUCGAGUACUCUUCUUGCAUGCACCCUUUUUGUGGCCGUCUCUUGUGACAACAAGAAGGCUCUGAACCCAUCAGAGGUAGUGGUCAGCUUGUGUACACACCGGAGGUAUAUACAUAAACAUAUAGCUAUAUAUCUGUACAAUUUGUGUCACUAUUGGUUAUUGCAAGAGCAGUUAGUUGAGAUGUAGGGUGUUUAUUUGUGCUCGGCUGGGGGUAAGCGGCUUGGCAGAGUUCAGGAGCGGAGCAAGAACUUGAAAAGCAAAGAAGGCUUUUCUUUUUCCCCUUGUUGGUUAUAAUGUUUUGGUGUUUUGAGCUGCGGGCUUUAAGAGGCUUGCAGCACAUAUCGGAGACGGGCGCACUUAGUGCUGUUUCGGGGUGACUACUGUAGAGGGGGGGGGGACACCGUAAUAACUGCAGUUAAUGCAUUUGUUCUGCAAACGGAUAUGAAAAAUAAUAUUGAUGUGAUGCUUUUUAAAUGUGUUCUCAUAUUAAUGUAUUGACAAACUUUGGUUACAAAAUAUAUCUAUAUAUUAGUGUAUCGUAAAGUUUGCAUUGCCUAUUGUUGUAGUGAGAGAUCUGUGACAUGUUUCCUCUUCAGUUUUGAAAUGUGCCAUUAUACUCUUUAAAUACAUCUCAACCGCGCAAGGCUCAUAGUUCAUCAGAAUAUUAUAAAUCUACUUAUAACAAUGUAAACCUUCAUGCAGGUGCACUUUGGUAUCAACCAUGUGGAUGUUUAACGAGUUCGAAAAGAAGCAAAACAAACCAAACGUCACUGUUGCUGCUGCUAAAACGAUGCGUAUGUUUCACUCAUUUAUUGUAUUUGUGUCAGCUCUUCAAUUCGUAGUCCAGUGAGAGAACUCCAGUCUGCUUGUUGUUUUCCUGCACUGAAUUCAUAUAUUGUAUAUUCACAAAUACUAUUUAUGGUGGGGCUGUUGUAUUUAAUCUGGACUGUUUCAUUGAAACCUAAACAGGCGAUUCUAAAGAGAAAAAAAAGUUUUGUAGCAACGACGCAGACGUGCAUUUGGUUUAAGUGUUGGGUUUUCAAACGGGUGGCUUUAGAAGGAUUUGAGGAAAAAUUGAGCUAGAAUAUCUUAAAUUCUCUGCAAAGGGUAAGUUUUAAAUGCAGCUUUGAGGUGUUUUUUUUUUUUUUGUUUGUUUUUUUUUGAGACAUGUUUGGUAUAAAAUGUUUAAUGGACUAACAGCUGAAGGUAUCUCACAAAUGUAAAAAUGUGAUAUAUUUUCCAUAAAUCAAUAAAUUAAAGCUUUACUUCA
Messenger RNA from Fundulus heteroclitus (mummichog), 2413 nucleotides. It is a transcript of the gene calm3a, whose product is annotated as calmodulin 3a (phosphorylase kinase, delta). The transcript has 6 exons. Gene Ontology annotation, molecular function: calcium ion binding. The coding region runs from base 215 to 664 and encodes 149 amino acids. The record is from RefSeq and is a predicted model, not a curated record. Lineage: Eukaryota; Metazoa; Chordata; Actinopteri; Cyprinodontiformes; Fundulidae.